Molecule: messenger RNA, 1812 nt
Organism: Exophiala spinifera
Lineage: Eukaryota; Fungi; Ascomycota; Eurotiomycetes; Chaetothyriales; Herpotrichiellaceae
Product: dihydroxy-acid dehydratase
Exons: 1
Coding region: 1-1812 (603 amino acids)
Biological process (GO): branched-chain amino acid biosynthetic process
Cellular component (GO): mitochondrion
Molecular function (GO): dihydroxy-acid dehydratase activity
Source: RefSeq, a predicted model, not a curated record
AUGGACACCAAGAAAGGUGGGUUCCAAGAAGCCCGGUACCUCGAAUUUGUACGGUCUUCCGAAACCACCGGCGUCGAUGGGAAGCCCCUGUUGAACCGCUACUCGACCCAUCUCACGCGCGAACAUGACUUCCCGGGAGCGCAAGCCAUGCUCUUUGGGGCCGGCGUGCCGGAUCGACAGACGAUGCAAACGGCGCCGCACGUCGGCAUCGCCAGCGUCUGGUGGGAGGGGAACCCGUGCAACAUGCACCUCUACGACCUCGGACGCGAAGUCAAAAGGGCAGUGACGGCGCGCGGCAUGCUCGGCUGGCAGUACAACACGAUCGGAGUCAGCGACGCAAUCACCAUGGGCAACCAGGGAAUGCGGUUCAGUCUGCAGACGCGCGAGAUCAUCGCCGACUCGGUCGAGACGGUGACGUGCGCGCAGGCCCACGACGCCAACAUCACCAUCCCGGGCUGCGACAAGAACAUGCCUGGUUGCAUCAUGGGCAUGGCACGCCACAACCGGCCGAGCCUGAUGAUCUACGGCGGCACCAUCGACAAGGGCUACUCCAAGACGCUCCGCAAGCCCGUCAACGUCGCGACCUGCUACGAGGCCUUUGGCGCCUACCAGUACAACACGCUCAAGCAGCCCAACGACGGCGGCGACACGUCCAAGACCAAAGACGAGAUCAUGGAAGACCUGGAGCAACACGCGUGCCCGGGCGCGGGGGCUUGCGGCGGCAUGUACACGGCCAACACGAUGGCGACGGCGAUUGAAACCAUGGGGCUGUCGCUGCCGGGAUCGAGCUCAACGCCGGCGACGUCGCCUGCGAAGAUGCGAGAGUGCGCCAAAGCGGCCGACGCCAUCAAGGUGUGCCUCGAGAAGGACAUCACGCCCAAGCAGCUACUGACCAAAAUAUCGUUCGAGAACGCCCUCGUCAUCACGAUGGCGCUGGGAGGCAGCACGAACGCAGUGCUGCACUUUCUUGCCAUGGCCGUGACUGCAGGGGUUGAACUGACGCUCGACGACUUCCAGAGAGUCAGCAACAAGAUUCCGUUCAUCGCCGACCUCGCGCCGUCGGGCAAGUACUUGAUGGCCGACCUGUACGAGAUCGGCGGCGUUCCCAGCGUGCAGAAGCUGCUCAUCGCGGCGGGGUUGCUGGACGGCUCGAUCCCGACGGUGACGGGGAAGACGCUCGCCGAGAACGUCGCGAGCUGGCCCAGUCUGCCCAGCGACCAGGUCAUGAUCCGCAGCCUCAACGACCCGAUCAAGAAGAGCGGCCACAUCCAGAUCCUGAAGGGCAACUUUGCGCCCUCGGGCGCCGUGGCCAAGAUCACGGGGAAGGAAGGGUUGAAGUUCACGGGCAAGGCGCGCUGUUUCGACAAGGAGGUGCAGCUCAACGAAGCCCUGAACCGCGGCGAGAUCCCCCGAGGCGAGAAUCUCGUCCUCAUCGUGCGCUACGAAGGCCCCAAGGGCGGCCCGGGCAUGCCGGAACAGCUCAAAGCCAGCGCGGCCAUCAUGGGCGCGGGGCUCACGAAUAUCGCGCUCGUGACGGACGGAAGAUACUCUGGGGCAUCGCAUGGGUUUAUCGUGGGACACGUGUGUCCUGAAGCUGCAGUCGGCGGGCCCAUCGCUUUGGUCAAGGACGGUGACGAGGUGACCAUCGAUGCAGAGACCAACACCAUCUCCAUGGACGUCGGCGCCGAUGAGCUGGAGAGGAGAAGGGCGGCGUGGACUCCGCCCAGGAUGGUGGUUACAAGAGGGACAUUGGCGAAGUAUGCUGCUUUGGUUAGUGAUGCCAGUCACGGAGCUGUGACUGAUUUGUUUUGA